UAACGUGGGGGCGGGGCCAGCCACACUGGGGUCUCCAGUCCGCCCCGAGAGAGUUCCGGCGGCAAUCAGCGCGCGGAUGCUGCAGGUUCACAUCCCUUCUGUGGGACCCGAGGCCGAGGGGACCCGGCAGAGCCCCGAUAGAGGGCACAUGGUGUUCCGAGUGGAGGUGCUGUGCCGCGGGCGCAGACAUACCGUGCAGAGGCGCUACAGCGAGUUCCACGCGCUGCACAAGCGGAUCAAGAAACUAUACAGAGUUCCCGACUUCCCCUCGAAACGCCUGCCCAACUGGAGGACCAGAGGAUUGGAGCAGCGGCGGCAGGGCUUGGAGGCCUAUAUCCAGGGCAUCCUAUACUUGAACCAGGAUGUGCCCAAGGAACUACUGGAAUUCCUGAGUCUUCGGCACUUCCCCACAGACCCCAAGGCCAGCAGCUGGGGCUCACAGCUGUGCCACAGGCCAGUCAUCAGCUUCUGCGUGGACCCUUACAUUUGCAUCCCCCCCCCAGGGCCUCUGCCUGACAUGGUGGUGAAUGGCGUGCUCCAGGGCCUCUACGGCUUCAGCACCAGCACAGCUAAAACCGAGCCAGAGGAUGCCUGUCACCCUGCUCCAGUGCCACUGACGCCCUGACCAGCCCAGAGGCCCUUAGGCCACCUGCCAGGACAGUCAUGUGCCUCAGUCCUGUGAAAGGGACAUAGGCUGUGUUGCCCUUGGCUUGGAUCCAGAACUCACCACCCCUCCAGGCUCAGCACUGAGCUGCACGGGUAGCUGGGGCGUAGAACUCCUGCAUCUUAGAACCCAGGGGCCAGGGCGGGGACAAUAGAGGAAAGGGAGAAGGUUACAGGUGUAUUUCUUCACCUCUAUCGGGAGCAGGGGAGGGGACAUGCAAGGUUGAGGCACAGGAGCUGGCAAAGUUUUAGAAGCAAAGCUCCUGCUUGACGUUUUGUGUGUAGCACCUGGGGAGAGGUGCUGGGUUUAGACUUGGGGGGGGGCAGAACCCAGCCCAUACGCAGGUUAUAAAAAACCACCUUUUUUUAAUUGGUCAGUGUUGACAGGAGUUUGUUACAAAACCGGGCCCUCCGGCCGUGGAAUGUGAGGGGAGGGGUCCGCUCCGACGGAUGCUGGCACUCGGGCCAGAGCGGCAUGGAGCCCUGUGGCGCCCAGCACUGUCUUCACCUCCAGGAGGGCAACAGGGCUGCACAGACAGUCGCUCAAAGGGAAGAGGUGCCCGGGGGUCCUACUCCUUGGCGAUGGCAAAGGGCUUCUCCACCUCGAUCUUGCCACAGUCUGCGAUUGUCACAUCCUUCAGGGGCUUGUCCCGACCAUCUGUCUUGGUGCUCUCCACCUUGCGAACUACCUCCUGGGGAGGAAGGCAGAGUGUCAAGGGGUCUGCCGCGCAGCGGAGACGGGCCCCAGUGUACGGUAGGGGAGGGCUGAGGGCCACCUGGGGUACCACCCAGGUUGGACUAAGGGUGAGGAGGAGGAAGAGGGUGGCUGGGGAGUGGGUACCAAGUGGCUUGGCAGGGACAGCAUGCUUGGCUGUGCCCUGUACACUUAAGGUGGUGCCAGGACAUGACUGAGUUCCGUAAUUGUGCCACCUCGCUGAACCUCUGCCUGGGACCUGGAAGGAUUCGGAACUUGGGGGCAUAGAGAAGUAGGCUGCUUUCCAUCACCCCCAGGUUUGUGGAAAUAAACACGGGGCUGCAUCUGUGGUUCCCUAAUGGGAAAGAGCUAAAAAUAUAUGCAUCCCCUGCCCUGGGGUCUGUCGGGUCCCUGGUGAGCAUGGCCCAGCCUUAGCCCCUGUCUCCAAACUCACCAUGCCCUCGAGAACUUUGCCGAACACCACAUGCUUGCCAUCUAACCAGGCUGUCUUGACCGUUGUGAUGAAGAACUGGGAGCCAUUGGUGUCUUUGCCCGCGUUGGCCAUGCUCACCCAGCCGGGCCCAUAGUGUUUCAGCUUGAAGUUCUCGUCGGGAAAGCGUUCACCAUAGAUGCUCUUACCUGCGAAGAUAGACUAGGUCAGGGGAGCUGGGGCAGCCCAAACAAAGCAGUUCCCUGGGGGUGAGGAUUCCAGAGGCUUUGACUUGUCCUCCGUGGCCAGCCAGGCCCACAUGAGUACAAGGACAGGCAAGAGUUCCCUUCCCGCCCGCUGGCUUGGAGCCAAGCCAUGCUGACAGCCCACCAGGGGAAAGACCGGGGGGAGGGGGGCAGUGGGAGAGGGAUUUAGUCCACAGCUCACAUGCCGAUUACUGUGGGAAUGUUUUAUAGCUUUCAAAUACGGCAGAUUUUAACUAUCUGCAGUGGGGGCCUGAGAGGCCUGCUGAUCAGCUUUUCUCCCUAAGAGCACAAAAGAUACAGAGGAAGCUCCAAAGCAGAGAGAGGGUACAUGGGGAGGGGCCACCCUUGAAUUUUGGAAAGUCAAGAGCCUCUGAUCAAAGAAGGAACCAAAAAUAAAAGGUGAUUUUGAGUGUG
Messenger RNA from Sus scrofa (pig), 2467 nucleotides. It is a transcript of the gene SNX22, whose product is annotated as sorting nexin 22. Gene Ontology annotation, molecular function: phosphatidylinositol phosphate binding. NCBI's taxonomy places the organism in Eukaryota, Metazoa, Chordata, Mammalia, Artiodactyla, Suidae. The record is from RefSeq and is a predicted model, not a curated record.